GCUCUCAAAAUGGAUAAGUCCGAAUUUAAUUCAACAACAAAAUGCUCCUACUACUAGUGUUAACUUCCUUACUAUCUUGUUCUUUAGGGACUCCAACAAUAAACGAUGGUCGAAUCGUUGGAGGACACGAUAUUUCAAUCGAGGAAGCACCUUACCAAGUUUCUUUACAAUACGACAACUCACAUUCUUGUGGGGGUUCUAUCGUAGCACCCAACUACAUUGUCACAGCAGCACACUGCACCGAGGGCAAAACCGAAGACGGUAUGUCGAUCCGCGCCGGUACCUCUAUUCGUGAAGAUGGUGGUCAAGUAAUCGAUGUGAAAAAAAUCACCAAUCACCCCAAAUAUAACACAGAUUCCGGGAGUCCUGACUAUGACAUAGCCAUUCUAGAAUUAGCAACAAAUUUGGAAUUAGGAUUUCAAGUGGCUGUUAUAAAUUUGCCGACUGAGGAUCAAACAUGGCCAGCUGGUACUGAAGCUCUUAUUAGUGGCUGGGGGCUUACACACGAAGGCGAUACCGAACUACCUGUUAAUUUGCAGGGUGCUAGUGUUCAGCUCAUUGAUCAGGCUUCUUGUGUAGCAGCUUAUGGUGGAUUCAUCACUGAGCGAAUGUUUUGCGCUGGUGUUGAUGGAGGCGGGGUUGACUCAUGCCAAGAUGAUUCUGGAGGACCAUUACAAGUAGAAGGUAUAUUAGCGGGAGUGGUGUCUUUUGGGAACGGUUGUGGACUUGCUGGUUUUCCGGGUGUCUAUACCAACGUUAGCGACGUUCUAGAUUUUAUUCACGACGUUACUGGUUUAUAAAUAAUGUAAUGUAAAUGUCGUUUCCUUCUUAUUUAUAAAAUCUUCAGUUUAAUAAAGUGGAAAAUUCCUAAUGAUAAAA
This is a messenger RNA of Zophobas morio, 879 nucleotides long. Its product is annotated as trypsin-1-like. Gene Ontology annotation, molecular function: serine-type endopeptidase activity. Gene Ontology annotation, biological process: proteolysis. NCBI's taxonomy places the organism in Eukaryota, Metazoa, Arthropoda, Insecta, Coleoptera, Tenebrionidae. The transcript has 3 exons. The record is from RefSeq and is a predicted model, not a curated record. The coding region runs from base 42 to 800 and encodes 252 amino acids.